Messenger RNA from Neopsephotus bourkii (Bourke's parrot), 6944 nucleotides. It is a transcript of the gene SETD1B, whose product is annotated as SET domain containing 1B, histone lysine methyltransferase. Bases 303 to 6335 code for a protein of 2010 amino acids. The record is from RefSeq and is a predicted model, not a curated record. NCBI's taxonomy places the organism in Eukaryota, Metazoa, Chordata, Aves, Psittaciformes, Psittacidae. Gene Ontology annotation, cellular component: Set1C/COMPASS complex. The transcript has 18 exons. Gene Ontology annotation, molecular function: RNA binding; protein binding; histone H3K4 methyltransferase activity.
CCCGGCGGCGGCCCAUGCGGCGGUGCGCAGCGGCGGCGGGGCGGCGGGGAACGGCCGCGGGCCGGGGGCUGCGCGGCGCGGCCGCCGUGAAUGUGCAGGCGGCGGAGGGCGGUUAGGCGUUCGCGGCGCUCGCAGCGGUGGAUUGUGGGAGGCCGCCGCCGCCAGCAGCGAGCACACACAAUAUGUGGUGGCUCGCGAAAACGGGAGGCAGGAGCCUGGCGGCCAGCCCGCGCCGGUAACCGGCCCCAUGUGAGACGGGAGCUCGCCUUUCGCCGCCCGGAGACGAUCGGCCGCCGAGCGCGAUGUCUUUCCGAGAGAUCAAGGCGGGGGAAAAAGCCAAGCACCCUGAAGAUCAUGGCAAAAAGCAGAGUUCAAGUUGGAUCAACGGAAUGGAGAACAGCACGCAAGCCAGCACUUCUGUCGAGAAAAGAAAUCACCAUUGGAGAAGUUACAAGUUGAUUAUUGACCCGGCUCUGAAAAAAGGACAGCACAAACUCUACCGUUACGAUGGGCAACAUUUCAGCAUGCCUAACUCGGGAAUCGCUCCUGUGGAUUGUGUCAGGGAUCCCAGAAUAGGGAGAAUAUGGACCAAAACUAAGGAGCUGGAGCUGUCUGUCCCCAAAUUCAAGAUUGAUGAGUUCUACGUGGGGCCAGUGCCCCCCAAGCAGGUCACCUUUGCCAAGCUGAACGACAACAUCCGUGAAAACUUCCUGACUGACAUGUGCAAGAAAUACGGUGAAGUGGAGGAGGUGGAGAUUCUCUACAACCCCAAAAACAAGAAGCACUUGGGCAUUGCCAAAGUGAUCUUUGCCACUGUCAAAGGAGCCCGGGAGGCUGUCCAGCACCUUCACAACACCUCUGUCAUGGGCAACAUCAUCCACGUGGAGCUGGAUACAAAAGGUGAAACCCGCAUGAGGUUCUAUGAACUGCUCGUUAAUGGUCUUUACACUCCUCAGACCCUCCCUGUGGGCACCGAACAGGACGUGUCGCCAACUGUGAAUGAGACUCUCCAGUUGACGGAUUCCCUGAAGCGCCUGAAAGACAGUAACCUGUCCUCUGCGGGAUCCUCUGUCACCCCCAACAGCAGCACCCCGUUUUCCCAUGACACAGCCUAUUCCAGCUGUCGGCAAGACACCCCAAACUCCUACAGCCAGUUUACCCCUCAGUCCCAAGGAACACCUCACACCCCACGGUUAGGGACGCCGUUUUCCCAGGACUCCACCUAUUCUAGUCGUCAGACAACGCCUGUCUACCACUUUGGGCAAGACAGUGGGUACAAACCCAGGAGACAUGAAACUAAAUUUACAGAUGCCUACAACCGUCGGCCGGGACAUCACUAUGUCCAUAACUCGGUGGGUGUUUUCCGAGGGACGGAGCAUCAGUUUAGUACUUACAAGUCCCAUCAGCCAGAGCCAGUUCAGUUCUCUCACACUCCUCCCCUGAGCCACUCUAGUUCUUCAAGCUACAAAUCUGCCUUCUCUCCCUACCAAGCACCAGCUGUAUUUCCCCAAGCUGAUGAGCAGCCGUUUCCCCAAACUUCCAGGGAAGCAGAGUAUCGAAGACCUGCGCCACCUCCGACUGAGAUGGUUGUGGAAAGCAGCGCUGCCCCUAACAUCGAUUUUGUCCCAGUGAAGGAGAAACAGGAGGAGCCUCCUCCACCCUUGCCCGAAUCGAACUCUGCUCCUGAACCGAGCGCAGCAUCCUUCUCUCAGACCCCAGAGAGAAGCGAGACCCCUGGCACCCCCACCAUGGAGUCUGAAAUGCAGCAUAACAGUUUAGACUCAAGGAUUGAGAUGCUCUUAAAAGAGCAAAGAACAAAGUUACCCUUUCUGAAUGAGCAUGACUCGGAUAACGAGAUCCGAAUGGAAGGCAGCCCCAUUUCCUCCUCUUCUUCCCAGCUCUCUCCCAUCCCAAUGUACGGUUCAAACUCCCAGCCCGGUUACAGAGGUCAGACACCUUCCUCGCGCCCUUCCAGCACAGGCCUGGAGGACAUCAGCCCCACACCAUUACCUGACUCUGAUGACGACGAGCCUAUCCCUGGGACAGCUUCGUUGAGUCAGAACUCCCGCGGGACAUCGGAGGCCAGCAUGACUCCCAUUGAUCAGCUGAGCAGGACCUCCAAACUUGAGACUUCAGAGGCUAAAGAAAUGGUGCCUGGUGACCAGACUCCAACGUUGGAAAAAAUGGACGAGGGUCAGCAUUCUUCAGGGGAGGACAUGGAAAUCUCUGACGAUGAGACCAACCCUGCACCCAUCACCAGUGCAGAAUGUGCCAAAACCAUUGUGGUGAACUCCUCCGUCAGCAACACGGCUGUGAUGGCCCCAUCGAUUCCUCCCAUGCCACCACCAGGAUUCCCUCCUCUUCCUCCUCCUCCUCCCCCACCUCCCCAGCCAGGCUUCCCGAUGCCUCCGCCGCUGCCUCCACCACCUCCACCUACUCACCCUGCUGUCACUGUCCCCCCUCCACCACUCCCUGCCCCUCCUGGGGUCCCUCCACCUCAUAUCUUGCCUCCGCUUCCUCCGUUCCAUCCUGGCAUGUUCCCUGUCAUGCAAGUGGAUAUGAUAAGUGUCUUGGGUAACCAGUGGGGUGGCAUGCCGAUGUCCUUCCAGAUGCAAACUCAGAUGUUGAGCCGCAUGAUGCAGGCACAGAACACAUACCAGUAUCCGCCUUUCAUGACGGGUCGGAUGCAGUUUGUGAACCUUCCACCCUACCGCCCUUUCUCUAUGGGAGCAGCUCUUGGUCGUGGUCAGCAGUGGCCACCACUGCCCAAGUUUGACCCUUCAGUUCCACCACCUGGUUAUGAGCCGAAGAAGGAAGAUCCCCACAAAGCCACUGUGGAUGGAGUCCUCUUGGUCAUAGUGAAGGAACUUAAGGCUAUCAUGAAAAGGGACCUGAACCGGAAGAUGGUUGAAGUGGUAGCAUUUCGGGCAUUUGAUGACUGGUGGGACAAGAAGGAACGUCUAGCAAAGGCAUCUCUCACUCCAGUGAAGUCUGGAGGAGAACUGGAGGAAAAACCAAAGCCGAAGGAUCGAAUCGCAUCUUGUCUUUUGGAGAACUGGAACAAAGGAGAAGGCCUGGGAUACGAGGGAAUUGGCUUGGGCAUUGGGCUACGAGGGGCCAUCCGGCUGCCAUCCUUCAAGGUGAAAAGAAAGGAGCCACCUGAAGCUGCCUCAGCAGGAGAUCAGAAGAGAAUCCGGCCUUCUACUUCUGUGGAUGAUGAAGAUGAAGAGUCGGAGAGGGACAGGGAUGCCUCUGACACAACAUCUGACCUGUCAAAGAAGGAUGCAGAAGCAGUGGGGCUGAGGCGGCGACCAGCAAGGCCACUGGAGCUUGACAGCGAGGGAGAAGAGGGAGAUGAGACAUCAGAGAAAGAGGAAGAGUCCUCUUCAGAGAAGGAGGAGGAGCAGGAAGAAGAGGGAAGCUUGGUGAAAGCAGCACCUGGCAAGGAGGAAGAGGAGGAUGAUGAGGAGGAUGAAGAUGAUGAUGAGGAUGAAGAUGAUGAUGGUGAUGAUGAUGAGGAUGAAGAUGAGGAGGAGGAGGAGACAGGCAUAGACACAAGUGACAAGGAGGAGGAGCAAGACUCUGAGGAGGAUGUAGCAAGUCCCUCAUCUUCCAAGGCUGAAGUUGAAUCAUCCGAUGAAAGCGAGGACUCCUCCGAAUUUGAGUCAAGUUCAGACUCAGAUGAUGAAGAUGAGGAUGAUGAAGACGAAGAGGAGGAGGAAGAGGAAGAAGAGGUGGCUGAAGAUCAAGACAGAGAAGCCAUGGUUGCUGAGACGGAGCAUGAACCUGCUAGUCAUGAGAUUCCCGAUGAUGAGAGGGAGACUAUUUUAGAGCUGUAUCCCGUGGAUGACUACAUGGAUGCAACAGGCUUGGGACUCGCAGAGCCAGCUUUGGCAGUGAAAGAUGAAGGCAUGGAAGAAAUCAAAGCUGGGGAAGGUGAAUGUGGUGAAGUCCCAGAGGCAUCUAUUGCUGCUGAAACACUGAAACACUUGGUUAUGGAAAGAGACCAGGAGACAAAACUUGCUCUGUCUCCCAUCUGUAGGCCAGAGGAAGAGUCCGAACCCGCUACCAUGCUGGAGCCAGAGGUACAGGAAGGUCCAAAGCCUGACUCUCAAGAUGAGGAGGCGGUGCUCUGUCUCUCAGCCCCAGUGGGAGUCUUUGGAGAGCCUCUGCCCAAUAAAAGCAGCUUCUUUAGCAAGUCUGAGGACAGCAGCUUAGAAGCUCAGGUUAAAACAAAACUGCCCUCUGCAGCCGAGGAAGACGACCGGCUGCCUCGCACGCCUGGACUGGAGGUGAUGGUCCAUUCAGAGACUGAUGCUCUUUUGCUUCCAGCCCACAAAGUGCCAUCCUCCAUGCUUCCCUUACCAUCCACUCCUGGUAAGGAAGAACCUUUAGUCCCUCCAGAAAAGUUCCCUGAACACUUACUGGUGACCAAAACGUCCAUAGAAGAGGAGAUUCCAAGGACUCCUGGGCGGGACAUUUUGGUCAAGUCUUCACACCCCUUUGCAAAGUCGCAGAGCACGGACACUGUUCCAGCCACACCAGGCAGCGAUGCUCCCCUUACAGGAAGCAGUUUGACCCUCAGUUCCCCUCAAGUCCCAGGGAGCCCCUUUUCCUACCCAUCCCAAUCACCUGGCAUCAACAGUGGCAUUCCUCGGACUCCUGGGAGAGAUUUCAGUUUCACGCCUACUUUCCCAGAGGCUGGUGCUACCAUUUCUUGCUUUCUGUCUGGCAAGAAACAGUCAGAGGAUGACGUCGAUGAGAAACCCUUUAAAGAGCCUCUUGGUGCUUCCCUUACGAUCAGCAUGAACAGUGUUCCUUCCCCGAUCCCCUUCGCCAGCCCCCCACAAGCAGAUUUCCACAUGGACAUAGGUUUGCCACCUGAUGAGCCAAUACCUGUAGCAGUCCUGCCAUGCAUGCAUGGAGAUGGAAGAAUGCCCAUUGAGGAAUGCAAGGCAGAAGUGAAAUCUGUUUUGCUCUCGUCAGAAGUACCCCCUGGUGCUUCUGUUCUUCCUCCCCCACCACCUCCUUCUGUCCUUCCCAAAAGGAGGCCAGGCCGACCAAAACGGUCACCACCUUCUGUCCUCUCAUUGGAUAUGUACUCGGGCAAAACCAUAGAACCUCCUCCUAUGCCAGUGGCCUUGGUGGAAAGUGCUGUGGGCAAAGAGCUGCUGAGUGGACAUCCUGAUGCUUUCUAUGGACUAAAAGACCCUGAAGCCGUCACCCUGGACUUCAGGAAUGACGGUUUCCAUGAGAAAAUUGCAGCUGAGACAGUUGCAGAGAAACUGCCAUUUAAGGAACUGGAGAACCAGUGGAAUGAAGACUUCAAGGAGGAAGAAGCUCAUGCAAAACCUAAACGGCAGUGGCGAAGGCAGAAGAAGUCACCUGAGCACCUCCCAGCGAUUCCUUCCCCUGAGUAUUCCCCACCCCGGCCUCAGUUCAGGCCACGCUCCGAGUUUGAGGAGAUGACCAUUUUGUAUGAUAUUUGGAACGGAGGCAUAGAUGAGGAAGAUAUCAAAUUCAUGUGUAUCACAUAUGACCGCUUGUUACAGCAGGACAAUGGUAUGGACUGGCUCAAUGACACCCUGUGGGUAUUCCAUCCCUCUACUAGCUUUUCUACCCCCAAGAAAAAGAAGCGGGAUGAUGGGAUGCGGGAGCAUGUCACGGGCUGUGCGCGGAGUGAAGGCUAUUACAAAAUUGAUAAGAAGGACAAACUCAAAUACCUCAACAAUAGCCGAGCUUUUGCAGAGGAGCCUCCAGCUGACACACAGGGUAUGAGCAUCCCUGCUCAACCUCAUGCUUCUACGCGGGCUGGCUCCGAGAGGCGGUCAGAGCAGCGCAGGCUCCUCUCCUCCUUCACUGGUAGCUGUGACAGUGACCUGCUCAAGUUCAACCAGCUCAAGUUCCGGAAGAAAAAGCUAAAAUUCUGUAAGAGCCACAUCCAUGACUGGGGCCUUUUUGCUAUGGAGCCCAUUGCAGCUGAUGAGAUGGUGAUUGAAUACGUGGGGCAGAACAUCAGGCAGGUCAUUGCUGACAUGCGUGAAAAGCGAUAUGAGGAUGAAGGCAUCGGGAGCAGUUACAUGUUCCGAGUGGAUCAUGACACCAUCAUCGAUGCCACGAAGUGUGGAAACUUCGCCAGGUUCAUUAAUCACAGCUGCAAUCCAAAUUGCUAUGCUAAAGUGAUCACGGUGGAGUCUCAAAAGAAGAUUGUCAUCUACUCCAAACAGCACAUCAAUGUGAAUGAGGAAAUUACCUAUGACUACAAGUUUCCAAUUGAGGAUGUAAAAAUCCCAUGUCUCUGUGGCUCUGAGAACUGCAGGGGAACCCUGAACUGAACUCAAGGUUUCUCAUCACACUUGCACCUUCGGCCAUGUCAGAACUGUGGUAACCAGGUGUGGUUGCACUUUGCCAAAUAAAAAAGGAAAAACAAAACAAAAAAAAACAGUAAAAAAAAGGAACAAAAAAUUAAAAAGGAAAAAAAAAAUAAAAAAAGAGAGGAAAAAAAAGAGAAGAAAAACCCCAAGUUUCGCACUUCUGCCAGGAUCAUGAAUGACAGCAAAAGCGCACACGCUUACGAGGACUGUUCAUGUUUCAGGUGCUCUUUCCUUUUCAGAUCCUACGCGCACACAAAAAGGUGAUAACCAUUUUGUGGCAUGGUCUAUCCAAACACUAGCUUCUCUGUUCAGUCCCUACAGUAAUGCUCCAGAAUGGAAUAAUGGUACCUUGUUCUUUUUUUUCAAUUGUUGUUCUAAACCUUCAUCUUUUCAUCAAUGCUGCUACCUUUUUCUCAUCAGUUCUGUUGGUUGAAAAAGACAUUCAACGUUUAAAUGUGAAGCAGAGACUGAAAAUGCCAUAUAGGGUUUGUUGGGAGCUUGAUUGGCUGAAAUUGCACAGAUUUCUCAGAGUAAGCUGUAAAUAAAUGUAAGGUUGAUGUUACAGAGCAA